UGCAAGGAGGAAUUCUAGACAGAGGUGACCUUUAUUGAGCUGAUCCUGAUCCUGAGUAGAGCGACUCUGGGGACCUGACGCGUUUCCCAUCGGGGCGCCCACUACCGCGUCCCCCACCAUACACAGGGAGCAGUGCGGAGGCCUGGCCCGGUGGGUGGGGCCCGAGCAGCCAUUGGCGGCUUCGAAAGCGCCGCGGCGGGAAGGGCUGCAGACGCGGCGGACGAUGUGGACAGGCCAGGAAUGACAUUCUGCAAGCCACUCAGAAUUAAGAAUCUUCAGAAGUGCUAAGGAAUGUUAUAUCUCAUCUUUUGGGCACCCCACCCUGAAUGCCCUGACCUCACCUGAUUUAGCAGGGUCAAGCCUGGGCCAGAAAGAUGGAUGAGAAUGUUGCCGAGUUUCUCCGGAGGAGCAUCUUGAAAAUCCCCUUGCACGUGAUAAAGACCGUCCUAAAAACCUGGGACUUUCUGUCCGAAAACCAGCUGGAGACCAUAAACUUGAGGCAGAGGAAGGAAUCUCUGGCCCAAGAAAUAAUUCUGCUGUGUGAGGGGAAGAAUGCAACUCUUGAUGACAUGGCCCUCUUAGACAUCGUGUAUACUCAAGUUCAUCGGCACAAGAAGCUCUGGGAUGUCUUUGAGAUGAGUAAAGAACCAGGUGAAGAUGUCGACCUUUUUGACAUGAAACAGUUCCAAGGUUCCUUUAAGAAAAUUCUUCAGAGAGCAUUAAAAAAUGUUUCAGUCAACUUCAGAGUCGACCAGAAGAAUGCUGUGUGGAUUCGGGUUGCCUGGGGAACACAACAUUCACAACCAAACCAGUACAAACCCACUUUUGUGGUGUACUAUCCCCAGACUCCAUAUGUCUUCAUUUCUACCUGCCCUCUGAAGAGCACUGUACCCCUUCUCCAUCAGGCCAUGAAGGUUGCGAGCAAACACCAUCAGAUGGUGCACCUGAAUCUGAAAAGCCGGCACCUGGACUCGCUCAAGGCUAUCGUUUUUAGAGAGUAUAACCAGAACUUUGACAGCCACAACACCACAGUGCCUCUGCAGAAAGAAAGCUUUGGACUAGACAUGAAUUUGGAUUCAAACAUCAUUCUUGAAAACAUAGAAGAAAAAGAAAGAAUCAAAAGAGUCACUCAGGAGACGUUUGGAACCUAUUCCCAGCCACAGCUGGAAUUUGCACAGUAUAAGCUGGAGACCAGAUUCAAGAGUGACAUAAGUGGCGGCAUCUUGGCUGACAGGAAAGAACCCCUCCGGUGCCUUAUAAAGUUCUCAAGCCCACACCUUUUGGAAGCAUUGAAAUCCUUAGCACCUGCCGGUAUAGCAGAUGCACCGCUUUCUCCACUGCUCACCUGUAUACCAAGCAAGAAAAUGAAUUAUUUUAAAAUUAGAGAUAAAUGAGAUAUAUGUGGCUUUGCUCGUAUUGCACAUGGAAUCCCAGUUGUAGCCGGCUGGCUUCUGUAUAGACUCUUGUGUUUUAGAAAUCAAUCCUUGGCAUUGGAAAGUCCGUGCUUUUAAUGUAACUGUUGGGACUCUAUAUGUCCUCCCUAUGUGCUCUUGUACCCUUGCUGCUAUGGCCUGCUAAUUAAAUUACAGCAGCAGUGAUACCUCUGGCUGCUCAGCAGGUCUUGGGCCAGCUGCAUAAAGGUAUAAAAGGCUUUAGCUCAGGGCAAAAUAAAGGUUGCUGUAC
Messenger RNA from Microtus oregoni (creeping vole), 1683 nucleotides. RefSeq names its product centromere protein N (gene Cenpn). The transcript has 12 exons. Lineage: Eukaryota; Metazoa; Chordata; Mammalia; Rodentia; Cricetidae. Bases 375 to 1394 code for a protein of 339 amino acids. Gene Ontology annotation, biological process: CENP-A containing chromatin assembly; chromosome segregation. The record is from RefSeq and is a predicted model, not a curated record.